Messenger RNA from Thlaspi arvense, 423 nucleotides. NCBI's taxonomy places the organism in Eukaryota, Viridiplantae, Streptophyta, Magnoliopsida, Brassicales, Brassicaceae. The record is from the annotation of a GenBank genome assembly.
AUGAUCGUCUGCGUCGCCGUCGUCGGCCACCAGAACAACCCGCUUUACAUUCAGAGCUUCACGGAAGCUGACGAUGCCCUUAAGCUCCACCACAUCGUGCACUGCUCCCUCGAUGUCAUCGAUGAGCGAGUGAACAAUCCGAAGAAGUCAGGUACAACAUUGAACGAGGCUUUUCUUGGUCUGCUCUAUCCAACACUGAACUACAAAGUCUAUGGUUACUUGACUAACACAAAAGUGAAGUUUAUCAUGGUCACAACUGAUUUGGAUGUCAGAGACACCGAUGUGAGAAGUUUCUUCAGGAAGUUCCACGCCGCAUACGUUGAUGCCGUCUCAAACCCUUUCCACGUUCCUGGUAAAAAGAUCACAUCCAGAACCUUUGCAGAAUCCGUAACCAACAUUGUUAGGUCUUACACUUUUAACUGA